Messenger RNA from Gordionus sp. m RMFG-2023, 674 nucleotides. RefSeq lists its product as uncharacterized. The record is from RefSeq and is a predicted model, not a curated record. Lineage: Eukaryota; Metazoa; Nematomorpha; Gordioida; Chordodea; Parachordodidae. The transcript has 2 exons. The coding region runs from base 77 to 520 and encodes 147 amino acids.
UAGUUUUAUAAAUUUUUUUAUAUUAUAACCAAACAAAAUCCUCUUUAACUUAAAAACACUGGUGUAUUAUUCCGUAAUGACACAAAGAAACAAUUAUUUAGUAUUCUAUUUAAUCAUCUCAUCAUUUUGUUUUACGAUGUUAAUUUGCUUCGAGUUCCCGCAGACAGAUGCCGAUGACCAUAGCUCUUUAGUUAGAAAGUUACUCAAGUCUAAAAAAUUUCGAUAUGAUCAAAGUGAUCAAAAUGGCGAAGAUUUAGCAGAUUUGACUGAAGAUAUGGUAGGAAACGGGUAUCUUCCAAAUGGAAAUAACUGUCACGAACCUUGCAAUAUUGGAACUGGAACUGAUCAAAGAUUAUAUUACAAUUCUAUUGGGGAAGAACGACUUUUGGGCAAGAAGAGAAUAAGAAACAAUUUUGUAGGCCCUUUGGAAGGUUGCUAUAAUCAAAUGGACUGUACAAGGAAAUUGCACGAAUUUAUAUCUACUGCUUUGAAAAUGGAACAAAAUGGCAAAAAGAGAUAAGAUAGAGGAAAAUUUAUUGUGUAUAAUUUAAAUUUUUUUUCGACAUUUAAAUUUUUAUAUAUACUAUUACACAGGCUAUAAUCGUAAUUAUGUCAUUUAAUUAUUUGCCAUCAUUUAUUCAUCUUUUCGAGUCAUGAUCAAAAUCAUUAUCAUG